Messenger RNA from Perca fluviatilis (European perch), 1965 nucleotides. RefSeq names its product serine hydroxymethyltransferase, mitochondrial-like. The coding region runs from base 81 to 1589 and encodes 502 amino acids. The transcript is spliced from 12 exons. The record is from RefSeq and is a predicted model, not a curated record. Gene Ontology annotation, cellular component: BRISC complex; nucleus; cytosol. Gene Ontology annotation, biological process: protein homotetramerization; L-serine catabolic process; regulation of oxidative phosphorylation. Gene Ontology annotation, molecular function: mRNA 5'-UTR binding; mRNA regulatory element binding translation repressor activity; pyridoxal phosphate binding. NCBI's taxonomy places the organism in Eukaryota, Metazoa, Chordata, Actinopteri, Perciformes, Percidae.
UUUCCUCCAGUACUGAUUUUACUUUCACCCUUUGCACCUUGGAAAUAUUUCUGUUUUCCCAGCGGUCAGCGUUCACAGACAUGCUUUCUCUGUCAUUACGGCAAACAUUAAGGCCCCUCUUCCUCAGGGUUUCAGGAUGUUUGGGCCGAGAGGGGCAGGUCACAGCGCAGUGGUGCGGGCGAGGCCUCAGCAGUGCCAGCGGGUGGACGGGACAGGACAGCCUGGCACGGGACGACCCAGAGAUGUGGAGCCUCCUCCAGCAGGAGAAGGACAGGCAGUGUCGGGGACUGGAGCUCAUCGCAUCAGAGAACUUCUGCAGCCGUGCAGCGCUCGAGGCCCAGGGCUCCUGUCUGAACAACAAAUACUCUGAGGGAUACCCAGGACAAAGGUACUAUGGAGGUGCAGAGAUCGUAGACAAGAUUGAGCUGCUGUGUCAGAAGAGAGCGCUUAAUGUCUUUGGUCUUGACCCAAAUCUGUGGGGCAUCAAUGUCCAGCCGUACUCCGGAUCACCCGCUAACUUUGCAGCCUACACAUCUGUACUGCAGCCUCAUGACCGCAUCAUGGGCCUGGAUCUGCCUGACGGAGGACACCUCACCCACGGCUACAUGACAGACACCAAGAGAAUCUCAGCCACCUCCAUCUACUUUGAAUCCAUGCCUUACAAGCUGGAUCCCAAAACAGGUCUGAUAGAUUAUGAGCAGCUGGAGAAGACGGCUCGACUCUUCAGACCCAGACUCAUCAUAGCGGGAACCAGCGCCUACGCUCGCCUCAUCGACUACUCUCGCAUGAAGAAGCUGUGUGUGGAGCUUAAUGCCUACCUGCUGGCAGACAUGGCUCAUAUCAGCGGCCUGGUGGCAGCAGGAGCUGUGCCCUCUCCUUUUCAGCACGCUGACCUGGUCACCUCCACUACCCAUAAAUCCCUUCGUGGAACAAGGGCCGGUCUGAUCUUCUACCGGAAAGGAGUGCGGUCCGUGGAUAAGAAAGGUCGGGAGGUGACCUAUGACCUCCAGGACAGGGUGAACUUUGCCGUGUUCCCAUCACUUCAGGGAGGACCUCAUAACCACGCCAUUGCAGGGGUGGCCGUCACCCUAAAACAGGCUUCCACUCCCAUGUUCAAACAGUACAUUGCUCAAGUGCUGCUGAAUGCCAAGUCCAUGGCUAAUGCGCUGCUGAAGAAAGGCUACACCAUGGUGUCAGGUGGAACGGACAACCACUUGGUGUUGGUUGACCUUCGACCUCGCGGGAUGGAUGGGGCUCGAGCUGAGAGGGUCCUGGAGCUGGUGUCCAUCACCGCCAACAAGAACACCUGCCCCGGAGACAAGAGCGCUCUCACUCCAGGAGGACUCAGGCUCGGAACUCCGGCUCUCACCUCCAGACAGUUCAAGGAGGCAGACUUCGUAAAGGUUGUGGAGUUUAUUGAUGAAGGGAUUCAGAUCGCAACAGAUGUGAAGAAGAAGACUGGAAAUCUGGCCAGCUUCAAGUCCUUCUUACUGGAGGACCAAGAGACAGUGUUGCGCAUCGCAGAUCUCCGCCAGCGGGUGGAGCUAUUCGCCAGGCCCUUCCCUAUGCCCGGAUUCACUGACCACUAAUUACGCCACACACAGAAAGACUGUGGACAUUUCCUUUAUUACUCAUCUAAUGUAAUAGUCUAAGAUAUUUUUGAUGAUGUUGCCAUGGAACCAAGCAUUGUUUCAAAACACUGUCAGGUUUAGUGUGCAGCAUCAGCACUCUUUUCUCAUUUCCAUAUCAACAAUAUAUAUCUGCCAAAUGACAUGUAAAUAUAAUAUGAUUUAUAAAAGCCUGAUGAAUAAAAAGUCACAUAAUACACAUUUCCAAAUAAUGCAGAUACAAUGUAACUGUUUAUUAAUGUAUUUGUCAUCAACUAUAACUUGUGAGGCAUCCAUAAGUGGAGGCUGCUGUAUGAACAGAUAAUGAAUGAUGAUAAAAUACAGUUGUAAUGAUGUA